Patella vulgata (common limpet) is the source of this 942-nucleotide messenger RNA. Its product is annotated as ZZ-type zinc finger-containing protein 3. Gene Ontology annotation, molecular function: zinc ion binding. The record is from RefSeq and is a predicted model, not a curated record. The transcript is spliced from 8 exons. The annotation marks the transcript as partial. Lineage: Eukaryota; Metazoa; Mollusca; Gastropoda; Patellidae.
UUUAAUAGAGUUAUUUCCCUUGGUAUAGUUCCUAAUGAAGUAACAAAUUUAAGAUCUAAAGUAGCAGUAACUUUUGGUGAUCAGUCGGAAUUGGUCCGUGGUCGACUGAAAGACGCAAACAAAUCCGCUACUUUUAACGUGUUGUGGACAACAGAAGAACAAAAAAGACUAGAAGAUUGUUUAAUACAGUUUCCACCAGAAGAAGUGGAGGCUAGAAGAUGGCAAAAAAUAGCAACCGCUCUUGGUAAUAGAACCACACAACAGGUAGCAAGUCGUGUCCAGAAAUAUUUUAUAAAAUUAGCUAAAGCUGGUUUACCGGUACCUGGUCGAACUCCCACUGUAGGAACACAGUUUAAAAAGGCAGGUCAUCGCCAUCAUCGAUAUAAUACAUUUUCUCAGCAUUCCACCUUUCUCCAAUCCCAUGAACCACCAGUAUAUAUGUCUGAUGAUGAUGACUCAAUGAGUUAUACUGGAAGUUUUGGAGGUAAUGAAACAGAAUUUUUACAGACAAGAAUUUUAGAUUAUGAUAGUGAUGAUGAACAGAUUCCUGUUGAAUUGAGAAACACACCAGAAUAUCAGCAACUAGUCAAAUUAAAACAAUUACGUAAAGAAAAAGUGCGAUCAGAGUGUAAAAUGUUUCAACAUACAGGUUACAAGUGUGAUAAAUGUGACUGUGAACCUAUUAUUGGCACCAGAUGGCACUGUACAGAUUGUCCAACAGAAGAAGCUGUAGAUUUCUGUGAUUAUUGUGCUGAUAGUUAUUAUGAGUCUUCAAGUCACAAUUCAAGUCACAAGCUUCAAGCCAUUGAUACAUCUACAAGAGAACCAGUAUUAGAUGCCGAUUAUAUGAGAUUUAUGCCUGGAGAUUAUAAUUAUCUUGAUCCUAAUUAUAUGCCAGCAAACUAAUACUGGUACAUUUACUAAUAAAUAUGAUAAAUGCUA